Messenger RNA from Ectocarpus sp. CCAP 1310/34, 4363 nucleotides. The record is from the annotation of a GenBank genome assembly. NCBI's taxonomy places the organism in Eukaryota, Phaeophyceae, Ectocarpales, Ectocarpaceae.
AAUCAGGAGAAGAUCAUUCGCAGCAGGCAACAGCACGGUACAGAGAAGUGGACAUCAACUCAAACAGGCAGUGUUUUGAGGCUGUCCGCCAUAGGCAGCAAAACACAGGAGUCGGUGCACAGCACAACAAGGAAAAAGGGAAGGAAGAGUCAGACAGGAGCAGCUGUGAUUUGUUCAACAAAAGAGCGUAAAAAGAGCGAAGGCCAUUCCGCUUGUUGUACGUGGCAUAAGAUUAGAGCAGGGCCGAGCUUGCACUACACGGGCAACGACCGCGAGCGGCUGCUUGCGAAGAGGGGGGUGAUAAGGGUGGAGAAAGGUUCGACCCUUCCGGAGCUUUUUGCGCGGAGCGUGCCCCUCACGGCCGAGUAUCCACCCUGGCGGGGCCAGUAGCACCCGGAGAGAGCAAGGGCGGGGUAGGAGGGGAGAAGCGAACCUGCAGGGACAUCAUGGGCGUUGGCGUCAGCGCCUGCAAGGGCCUGGUCCACCCUCAGGGGGAGGACCCGACCAGCGGGGAGCCCGAACGAUCACUGUCCACGGUGACUCGUCUCCCCUUCCUGUCGGCCUUUGAGGACCGUCCUCCAUUCAAGCCCAGCGAGGCGCUCUCCGACAGGGAUGCGUCUUUGCUCAAAGCCCUAACACACCAUCGCACCCCUUUCGCCGUAGUCGAGACCGACUCGACCGACCUCAACAUUAUCUAUGCCAGCGGCGGCUGCGUUGCCGGCAUGGGCAUGCCGGCGGAGAGCAUCGAGGGCUCCAGCCUGGCCGGGGCGUUGCAGAAGGGGAUCAAGAUGCUAGAUGAAGAUAUCGCGCGAUUGGAGGCGGCUGUUCGAGCAAAGGAGGACUUGUCCCUUGUGGUGCAGGGCUCGAGUGGGAAAAGAAAUUCGAAGAAGGUUCCUUAUACCCAAUUCUUCGUCACUUCGGUCACGAACGAGGCAGGCAAGGCGUUGUAUACCUUCGUCUCUCUGCAGCCGGUGUCGGGACUGGAGGCGGAGCCGUCACAAACCAUGCCGUACCGAUUCCGACGCGCAUGGACGUGCCUCAAACCUUCCUCGGUGUGGAGCCUGUUCACGCCGUACAAGACUCUCUGUGAGGCAGAUGCGGGACUCAUCCACGCGCUGCAAGACCGAAGGGAGAUGUUCUGCAUCACGGACCCAGAUCUUUACGACAACCCCAUCAUUUUUGUUAGCGAUGAUUUUGUGGAUAUGACGGGGUACGAUCGCGAGGAGAUUAACGGCAUCAACUGCCGCUUCUUGCAGGGGGAGAUGACGUCGACAGAGGAUGUCGACGUGAUCCGCUACGGGUUGAGGGAGGAAACUGAUAUGCGCGUGUGUCUCCUCAACUACCGCAAGAACGGGACGGCGUUUCUGAACCAGUUCAACCUCUCGCCUCUUCGAGACACGGAAGGGAAGCUGGCGUUCUUCAUUGGGGUGCAGAUAGAGGUGGAAGACGCGGAGGUGAUGCCUUUCCCGACCACGCGCCAGACCCUGCAAGAAAUGCUCCUCGAUGAGGAGGAGAAGGACUUUUGGGACGAUGCAGAGCUAGCGCCGGCACAGGAGAGAGCGGUGGCAAAACCCCACGCUGCUAUUGAGGAGGCGUUCAACCAAAGUUCUGAUGCGCAAGAGGUGAAGAAAGCAGAGAGCAAGACGGACGCAGCAAGUGGCGGGUUGGAGAGCAAGGGAACGGAGGCACCUGAGUAGACAUAAGGUUCCAAAGGUUCCAGCAGGGGCAGGGCAGGGGGGGGAGGGAAGUCAUUCGCGUACCCCCCCCCCCCUCUCGCCCGCAGGUUGUUUUAGAGUAUCCUGGGUAGAGACGCGAUGGCGAAAGAGAAAAGGAACAAAUGCAUGUAUUUCGCGCUAAGCUACACGUAAGACAGCAAUGCAAGAGGAUAGGAGUCGCGUGCGUGCGGCGCCCAGUACGGAGACAACUGGCGGGGGAUGGGGGCGGGGGGGCGCGCGGUUGCCAUCGAGGCGUACCCUGGGUGGCGGAGAGCUUUCCGGCUAAUAGGAUUUUUAUUGCGGGGGGUGCGAGUGUUGGAUGAUAGACGACUGGGGAACAGCAGUCGAAUGCAAACGCAGCAAAUGCCCUUGCGUGCAGACGUCGUCUGAGAUGGAUGGCAUACCUUUUGUAACUCCUUGGCUAUGCAGUGGUGGCGAGAUAUGUGGUUUGGAAGCGGGGCGGGUGAUAGGGAUUGAUGCGGCGCCAAUCAACAGCAGCGGUCAUUCGAACGCAGAAAUAUUGUAAUACUCAGGCAACGGGACGAAAGGAGGGCGUGGGAGAUGACGUCAAAGACCCGAACAGGCAGCAAUUUCGCCGCCAGUGCUGCUGUGUUGGUUGUGCCCUCUACCCUCACUUGCGUGCUGUUUUGGUGUUGCGAUGGGCCGUUGCGCACGCUUUCCAUUGGACCCCUUGGUUCCUUUUACGUGGUGCACCGAGGCCAUCCCUUGUGUCCUUUCUCUUCCUUUUUUUGCGGUAGUUUUGUGGGGGUUUCAACGAGGACUUCUUUGGCUGCUGCUGGUGGUUCUCGGAAGGGGGGAGUGUUUCUUGCUCGCGACUUGGGUUUCUCUCUCCCGAGAAUGUGCCUGUUGUCUCCCUCGGGUGUACAGGGGACCCCGGCCGCAGCUAUCUGCGCCUCGGAGCUGUCCUCAUUAAACGUCCGUACUGCGUGUGCUGAGUGGUGGUUCCUAGUCGUUUGUUCCCCCCCGCCCCUUCCCUCUUUGCAGCCUGACGAUGUCGAGCAAAGUGCCCCAUGUGUUUGGGGCAGUUGCAACAGCACAGUGGGGUGGGUUGUCAAGAACCCCGCGCGCGGUUUUAGGACGUGUUUUUUUGCAUGUGGUUUUGACGUCGAGGACCGAAGGAAAGGGGGCUCUCACGUGGCCAUGCUUCGAGUCGGCGACGCGCGCACAGCUUUUGAGAGAAAGAGGCGGGUUCCGAGCUGAAGCCGGCACAUUUUCCUGAUUUCCCGUACAACAGUCGACGCUCGCAACUUUUUUACUGAGCACCAGGGGGCCCGGCACAACGUACGAUGAUGGGCUACCCACAUUUAGGCAGGUUGUCUGCCGCGUAUUCUCUCCUUUAUUAUAUCCUGCGGGCCGCUCCUUGCACCCACCACGCACCACAGUAGUGAGUGCAGAAGUAGCGACGCACAGGCAGCAGAAGAAGUAGCGAACGGUCUGCCGCUGCAGCUGUAGUAAUUGGGUCUUGGUAUAGAAAGAUUCCUCCCAUCUACCGGCGGUCCAUCUGAUGCCGCCAAAAAAGUAGUCCAUAACCUCGUUCCUCACCGAGGGCGAGGUUAUUUUUGAUAUCUCUCGCUUGGACGGAGGACGUUCGAAAGGUAUCUGUACGCGAGUACCUACCGUGAGACGCAGAGUACCUUCUUUCGAAAACCGUUCAUUCGUUUCGUCUACUCGUGAAACUCAACAGAGCCGUACAAAUUGUAGAGCCAAGCCGCGGGGGGAAGUUCCGGGAACUAUUCGCGAUAUAUAUAUAUAUAUAUAUGUGUGGAGGAGAAAGCCGUCAGGGUAGCUUUUGGUCUCCGCCGCGACAACAGUGAUAUAUAUGUACUGGUAGUCCUCGGUGCGACGUUGAAAGGGGGGAAGUUCAGGGAACUCUUCGCGAUAUAUAUAUAUAUAUGUGUGUGUGGAGGAGAAAGCCGUCAGGGUAGCUUUUGGUCUCCGCCGCGGCAACAGUGAUAUAUAUGUACUGGUAAUCCUCGGUGCGACGUUGAAAUACGCUCGUUUUUUUUGUUUUCUAAGAAUGUUGUUCUUGUUGUAUUCACAUUAAACCGUAUGUCAGUUGCUAAAUGCCAAAAUCUAGCAAAAGACUCUCAGCCCGUGGUCACGAAAGUGCUAGAGUGACGAUGUCAUCACACAAAACCAACACGGAAAGUCAGAAAAAAAACGAAAAAAAUUGACGACACAGAAUGUUUGUCCGUGCGCCACGGGUCGAUGUCGCCCGCAUGCGCCGGUGCCAUUGCUCCAUCCGGCGCCGCUGUAGUCAGCCCGAGCAAAACGCCACUCGACCUGCUCCGUCCGUACACGCUCUCGUUGCUGUCCUUCCCAGUCCGUUUCUCGCUUUCUCCCUCAUUGCACUCAAGGUGCUUGGUCUGAAAAAAUAUAAAUUCUCGCGCCGAAUGGUCAACCAGCCUAGUUCAGCUCGUCGCCACCUGCUCCCUCCUCCUUUGAUGGCGAAGCCAGGUUACUGAGGCAAUACAGCUCCCUCUAGCAAACCUAGGGCCGUGUAGUGCCCGUCCACCUUUCUGAUGGUGUCUGCCUCCGCGCACAAAAAUGAGAUGGGCAUCACUGCCAACGCCGACGGCCAGAAAGGCCCGCGCAUCUACAUUUUCCCGCCUGACCCCAUCAGUGCC